UCCGGCAGGCUAGCUAUAAGGGUAAAGGGAGGCAGUAAAAAAGACAAUCGUCUGUAGUUCAGUCCUUCUCAUACAUGCAGUCAAUGCUAUUAGAUAACGACAAGUCUAGACUAAACUGCGUUUUAGUUGCUGUAUGAUAACUGGGGUGACGUGGAGGAUCCUGUAGGCUCGCAGGAGCGCGCGCGCUUCUCCACACCAUGGAUCAUAUGGGAGCGCAUCUCCACCAGACGCACGCAGACACCAUCAGUUUUGGGAUCGAUCAGAUUCUUCACAAUGCAGACCAGGGAAGCUGCAUGAUCUCCAACCCCAGAAUGCAGGAUCUGGACUACGGUUUGGGCUGCAUAGUCAGCACAGCCUAUAAUACCAUGACUGGCAACUACAAUGUCAAUAACUCGGCUGGAUACAAUGGAAACUCGUGCAGCGUUGGCUCCCUCAACGGCUCGUACAACAUGAACUUGGGCGCGAAUGUUAAUGGGAAUUGCCUUAAUUCUUCGGGAGUGAUCCGGGUUCCAGCGCACCGGCCGCUGAGCAGCGUUCACUCGUCCAUUCCCACCAGCGCUGCCGCGGUAACAAGUAUGGGAAGCAUGGGCACCAUUAACAAUCUCACGGGAUUAACGUUUCCAUGGAUGGAGAGUAACAGGAGAUAUACCAAAGACAGAUUUACAGUGGCCCUCUCACCGUUCACUGUAACACGCCGUAUAGGUCACCCGUACCAGAACCGAACGCCUCCUAAGAAGAAGAAGCCCCGGACGUCGUUCACGCGCCUCCAGAUCUGUGAGCUGGAGAAACGCUUCCACCGUCAGAAGUAUCUGGCGUCAGCUGAGAGGGCAGCCUUAGCGAAAGCACUUAAAAUGACUGAUGCGCAGGUCAAAACAUGGUUCCAGAACAGAAGAACGAAAUGGAGGCGGCAGACUGCAGAGGAGAGAGAAGCCGAGCGACAACAAGCGAACCGAAUCCUUAUGCAACUUCAGCAAGAAGCUUUUCAAAAGACUAUAAACCAUCCUGUCAAUGCGGACCCAAUCUGCCUACACAACAGCUCUCUAUUCGCACUUCAGAACCUUCAGCCCUGGACAGAAAACACAGCGAAAAUCAGUAGCGUUCCCAACACUGAUUAGGAGACUUUUAUGGAUGUGCCAUGUGCAGAGGAAUAUAUCAACAUCACAUUACUUUCUUCUUUAUAACAUAAAAUCAGUCUUUCAUUUGUAAUAUCUAGCUUGUAAAAAAAAAAAAAAAAAAAAAAAAAAAAAAAAACCGCUUAAAGAAUAUUUGCUGCUCUCCGUUACAGUUGUGCAUACUAUGUUUUAUUGAUUUUAUCACUUCAAUUUCAACAAAAUGUAAACAUAAAAGACUCGUAUUGCGCUUGUAUCUCAAAAAUUAAUUUUAUUUGGUAUAGCCUAACGUUUGUGGUAACAAUUUAUAAUAAGUUUCAUUAAUAGCUAAGCCUAAGUCACAAACAUUUACAAAUAAAAUAUCAACAAAUAAAAACGAACGUAGGCUACGAAUAUUGUUUCCUCAAAAGCAUAUUAAUUUAAAUAUACCUAGCCUACUAUUAAAAAAUCGUCACAUUAUGCUAAAAAAAGGACACACCGAAUUACUGUCCCCAAGCAGACCAGUGUUAUUGGUGAAUAUCUAUCUAAACUCCACCUCUCUGUUGUGCAUGGAAAUAGGCCUACUGUGAGCUUAUAAUUAAUAUCCUCGUCAUUCUCAGGAUUAGACACAUGCAGAGUGAAAAGAUACCACCUCACUCUCUCCAAGCACACCCAUAGAAGUUUGCACCUCUUUAACCCACAAACGAGUGAAAACGAAAAGCUUGAGGACCUGCUUGCCAAACUGACGGCGAUUAAACUCACAGACCCUCUGACAGCAGUGACUGUAGGCACUAAGUGUUGGACAAACGUAGGCUACUUUAAAACACUGGCAAAAGUGUAGUUAGGCUAAUGAUGUGGGUAGGCUACUUGGAAAACAAAGGAGUUUAAAUUUAAAUAUCUAAUUUUAAAGUAAAAAGUAUUUUAACAGUUUUAAAUAGGCGAUUCUGGGUAAAAAGAUAACUAAUGAACAGGCGUAGGCUAUAUCAUAGACGAAUAAAUAGAUAUGCAUAUGCUGUAGCCUAUCACGCUAUUGCUAAUCAGAGCUUUAUUCGAACUAAUUUACUCUUUUAACUGCAUCCAACUAAUACGCUGAUGAGCAUUACAUAUUGUUAUAAUUAUGAUUUUUUUUUUUAUAAAGUGUUACCAAUUUAUUUAUCUUUUUAUUUUUUCAUAUUCGUAUGUAGGUUUGUUAGGAGGGAUUGUAUUUUGCACGUUUGUAACACAGCAAAAAUAGUCCUGUGAAUUAAAAUAUAUUCUACAGGAAAAAUGGGCCUAUGGCUACAUGAGCGACUUUAUUUCUUCAUGCUUAUGUUUAGAUGCCAUUUUUAUUCGGAGGCGUAAUUUAAAUUACAGCAUUUGUUAUAUGCAGAAAUAUGUUGUUGCGACGUCCCAGAAAGAUUAUUUGUUAGCAAAUAUUUUAUUCAUUUUACAUUAUUUGUAAAUUUUACCUUUUCUGUAUUACACUCAGAAGCAGCUCCCCCCCCCCACCAAAUUAUUCCAACCAUUCUUUGAAAUUAAAGAGACAUGGACGAAAUAUUGUACACCUGUACUAAAGUCUAUACAUUUAUUGUCUGAAUUUUCAUUUUACACAUGCAACAAUUUAUCAAAAGGCAAAUCAAGUUGGUACCAUUGAUAUGUUUACAAGAUUUUUUUAAAAUUGUCCUCCACUUUCUUCGGGGAUGUCGGCGUGUAUAAAAUAUAUUUUAUUAUAGCUUGAUACGAAUGAUUAAAUAUCUGUGGUCAUGUUUCAGACUGGCUCAUUCUAAAUGUUCGAUUUGUUUAGCGCUUUUUGUUGAGUAAAUACAUAGCAGCACCACGCAGGUUUUGUCAUUGUGGAUAGAUCCCAGAUAGCAUAUCAUAUCUGUGAUGAAUCUCUAGUGAAUGACAGUUUGGUUGCAUGAUAAAUGGAUGUUUUUUUUGUCUAUUGGAGAGUGCAAAAGUGUAUUUAUGAUAACUAUGUGCAGAUGUGAUGGUGUUCCUGAAAAUAACCAGAAGCUUAUAAGGCUAUCCAAUACUGCAUCGGAAGGUGGUUUAAGUUUCAUCAUGUCUUCCGAAAUCGUAUAAUGUGUUACAUAAGUGUCGUUUGAAACGUUCCAGAAUGUUAAGAGAUGGAAGUAAUUUAGGUCAGAAUAGGCCCUAUAAGAACGCAGUCGCGAAUAAAAUUUUAAAUAACAUUAAGGCGCGUUUAGACUCACAUACAGCCUAUUAUUUUUAUAUUGCAUUUUACACAUUUUAUAAUGUCUGACAUGCAACAUGACACUGCUGGAUGGUAUGGAAAAUCCAUUUCUAAAUUAUAAGGUUGCUCACUAAAUGGAAACAAAUAUUAUUAUUAUUAGGCCUAUUAUUAUUUUUUUUUUUUUUGUAAUUUGUUAGUUUUCUUGUAAGGUGUUUAAAUAUUGCUGGCCCACUUUGGUUGAAUUGAAUUCAAUUUAUUUCAAAUUUAUUUGUACAGCGCAUUUCACAAUACACAUUGUUUCACACUGAACGUUAGAUAAAGUGGGCCGACCUUUAACCUUCAGUUAUUAUACGCAAAUUCAUUAAAUAAAUUGACAUUCGCUGGUUAUUUUAUAGUUGAAAUGUAAAAUUUACUUUUGUAGAAAGCAGAAAUGAGUCUGCAGUCAGGAAAUUCAAGUCAGAGAUGGAAGAAAGGAAAAAGAAAAUAGAAAAAAUCGAGGCAUAAAGUUCAAUCUGUGGAGUGAAGAAAGAAUGAGAGGAGCAAAAAGAUGCAGAAUAUAAAGCUUUAAAUAUGAACAUAAUUAAAGUUCAUUUAAAGUGUUUAGAGAACAUAUACAAAACCCUUUUAAAUCUUCCUCUUAUUAAUUUUUUUUUUUUUUUUUUUUUUUUGCCUGUUUGUUGUUGCUUGUGUUAUAGCCACAUUUUUAAUAUAUUGUAAAGUUCAUGUUUGGCAAUAUUGUGAUUUAUGAAUAUUCUGAUAUUCAGAUUUCAUCAAAUUCAAUGUCAACACAACACAUUAUUUCAGUUGUUUGGAUUUAUACAUGAUUUAUUUUACUCAUAACCUAUAGGUUAUAUAAUUUUGGGUUUGUUAAAUAUCUUUGUCUGAUAAUAUGUGUUAAUAUAUCAUGUGUUUUUUAAGAUGCAGAAUAAUUUUUAAUAAAUAAGGAAUGGCCCACUUUACCUGAAAAUAAA
This is a messenger RNA of Cyprinus carpio (common carp), 4235 nucleotides long. RefSeq names its product T-cell leukemia homeobox protein 1-like. Gene Ontology annotation, cellular component: nucleus. Gene Ontology annotation, molecular function: RNA polymerase II cis-regulatory region sequence-specific DNA binding; DNA-binding transcription factor activity, RNA polymerase II-specific. Gene Ontology annotation, biological process: animal organ development; regulation of transcription by RNA polymerase II. NCBI's taxonomy places the organism in Eukaryota, Metazoa, Chordata, Actinopteri, Cypriniformes, Cyprinidae. The record is from RefSeq and is a predicted model, not a curated record.